Molecule: messenger RNA, 744 nt
Organism: Glycine soja
Lineage: Eukaryota; Viridiplantae; Streptophyta; Magnoliopsida; Fabales; Fabaceae
Product: cysteine-rich and transmembrane domain-containing protein WIH2-like
Exons: 3
Coding region: 127-450 (107 amino acids)
Source: RefSeq, a predicted model, not a curated record
ACGUGAGGAACAAGGCUGUCCCUAUCCAACACAUACAUUCAGUUUUGGUCGUCUUCCCAAUUUCCUUUCUCAUCCAGAAAAAUAAAAAACCCUUGAAUUGAUGCCUUGAUCCCAAUUCCACACAUAAUGAGUAAUUACCAGAGAGCACCCCAAGAUCCCUAUUAUCCUCCUCCAGGCUAUGCCCCUCCUUAUCCCCCACAACAGGGUUACCCGCCACCGGGUUACCCGUCAGCGCCGCCGCAGCCUCCGCCGGGGUACUCGCCGUACCCGCCGCCGCCGCAGUACGAAGGUUACCAAGGCUAUUUCAAUCAAGGGUAUCCUCCUCCACCUCCUCCCAAUUACCACUGCCACCACGUUCAGCAUGAUAACCCCGGUUUUACUUCCUUCUUCCAAGGCUGCUUGACAGCAAUUUGCUGCUGUUGUUUGCUAGAGGAGUGUUGCUUUUUCUGAUAAUCAUAUUAAAAGUUGUAUCUGCAGUUUGGUGUACUUGGUUGGUUAUGGCUCUCUGGAUAAAUGUUGCUCUAAUUGUCUUACUCAUAUGUGCGGGACCUGGCAAGUGUUAGUCAUUCUUGUAACUCUUAGUCUUUACCGUUGCCCUCACUCAUUUCUGGGUUGUUCAUACAUUGUGAUUUCAUCUUUGUAUGAGUGCAUAAUGUAUAUUGGAAAUUGUAAAAAACAGUCAUUUUAUGUGGAAUAACAAACUAAUAUACUAGUCUUACAAGGCUUGAACAUGAUUGCUUCUAA